AUGCCUGUAGUAACGUGCUUUUGGUCCCUAUUAUCGCUCGAUAAUCUCGAAUUCCUAUAUAUACCAACCGUCGUCGGCAGGAGAAAAAUUCUCAAUACCAACCAAACCUUAGAAGAUAUUCUUCUGCAUCACUCUUUAUAUGAAUUCAUGCAUCCGACAGAAAUCGAACUUGCAAAAUCUGAUUUAUCGAACUUUUUGAACCUAAAGAUCUUGGCAGGAUCAGUUACCAGAUGUCGUUUGCUUUCACUUGAGAACAUAGCUUGCAGAGCUGCCGGUAUGGAACCGCCAUCUGCUUCACAAACAAAUCAAGGAGCGAUAGUUUCAAAGCCAUACAAUGAUCAUACGACUGAUAAUGUAGACAAUAUGUGGACUGUUGUAGACAUUGUUAUCUACUCAGCAACACACGAGUUAGUCUUGGCAUUCUUCCAUAAUAUAGCAACGUCAGACUUAAAAUCUCUGUUUGCAUCAGAUUUUGGGCCAUUGUGCAUGAAUGAAAAGAUAGCUCGUGGAGAUGAUGAAUAUUCCCAUAGCAACUUUGCAAACCAGGAUACACUGAACAUGAUUCAAGCAGUCGAAAUGGUCAAGAGGAUGGCAAGAAGUGAUCUGAGCCGUAGGAAUAACGACUUAAAGCUACCAAAAAGAUUUUUUCAAAUUACAGAUCAACUUGCACAAAAUGUAGCCCUCUCUUGGCUGGAUACUAACUCUUCCAACCCAGAUGAUUCAUUACUCGAUAUGAUCAAAUUGAUAUCAAAGGAUAUUGCUGUUGAGGAAUUCAGAAGCUCAUCUUACAAUAGCAAUUGCAAGCUGAUUACAGCACCAUUCGAAAGUUCAACAUAUACCAAAAACAAAGACAUUUCAUGUACUCGCCAUUUUUAUGCAAGUGUCAAUGUUGAGCUAUUCAAUAAGAUGUAUAACUUUCAUAAAAUUUUGAUACCUUAUGGAAGCAUCAUAUUCGAAACAAUCCAAAUUACUCCACUCGAUAAAUCCGCCUCAGAAAGAAGAAUAAGUUCAUCACAUGCACAACUACAUUUAAUACGGCAACCAAACCAAAUAUCUUUACCACCAUUGAAUGGUCUGUCUCGCGAAAACGGACGUGCCGAUAAAAGUUCUAAAGCAAACAAAGAACAUCAAUUAUUACCUAUUUCUACCCACAUUCUAUUAAGUAAUCCACUUACCAAAGCAAGCACCGAUUAUAAUAUCAAUGAUAAAGUGAAUGCUGCAAUCUACCGCAGUGUUGGAAAUAGAACUCGUGAAGAUGAUAAUCUUGUAAGCCGAUCCACAGGUCAAAAGUCCAUUCAGCUUCCUCACUUGCACCAAAACGACAAUGCUUAUAGUUCAUUAAAUCAAGACGAAGAGGCAACAUCUUCCUCCUCUGUUGAUUCAUAUCACCGUCAAACUCACCAUCACCAGCAACACCAGCAGCACUGUUUACCACGAAUGGAGGUGUGCGAUCAGUUGUUUCCUAACUUCUCAGCUGAACGAAGGAAACUCUACGGAAACAAACGACAGGCGUUCAAUAACAGAAUGAGCGGAGAGCCUGUUAAAGUUUGCACUAGAUGUUUGACGAGCCAAAGUCCUGAAUGGCGACGUGGGCCGGAUGGACAUAAAACUCUGUGUAAUGCUUGUGGUUUGAGAUAUUCGCGUUUGAGAUCAAAACAAUGGCGCGCUGCUUUAGCUGCAAGAGAUGCAACCAACUAG
Molecule: messenger RNA, 1698 nt
Organism: Mycotypha africana
Lineage: Eukaryota; Fungi; Mucoromycota; Mucoromycetes; Mucorales; Mycotyphaceae
Exons: 7
Coding region: 1-1698 (565 amino acids)
Biological process (GO): regulation of DNA-templated transcription
Molecular function (GO): sequence-specific DNA binding; zinc ion binding
Source: RefSeq, a predicted model, not a curated record